AUGUCCCAACACUCAAACCAUCAUCCAACAGACCAGUCUGGCUUGGAAUACAUCAUCAAUCAUGUGUACUGCCCCCUCAAGUUGCCGCAAGGCAGUGACUAUUCCCUCAAGAACGACCUGGCCUUAGCUCAGGCGGUUGUGGAAGCUGCUCUCGCCUUCAGCGAGCAGCUGCCGUCCGAUAAGCAACUCCUUUGGAUGAGCAGCUUGAAAAUGCUUCAGAACCUUAAAGAUUCGAUUAGAUUUAGUGCGAUGUCUGCAAAGGAAGUCGAAUCUCAAAUCAGUGUCAUGGACAAUAAAGAUGUUCUUGUAUACAUGAUUCGCGCACAAAACGCUGCGGUGGUCAUGAGAAAACUCGAAUCCGAGACCAUAUUCGAGUCAUUUGAGGUCUCUCCUGACCCCACCGCAGUGAUGGGCGCAAAGGGAAAGCUGAUUUGUUCUUAUCCUGGACCUGCUAUCACAGUUCCAGAUACGAACAUUGAUAAUGCCACCUUUGCCGCCGAGCUCGCAAAUUUUCUCGUUCACAUGGAUGAAGAUGUCCUUGAUGCGGCAGCGACCAGGACAAAGGCUAAAUCCACUGUUCUCGAAGAGAGGGACACCACACAUCCCAGAUAUAUCACGGAACUCCUGACUGGUAUACUGCGUGGCCUCGGGAGCAUCGCUGAUGUUCCUCGCAUCCGCAAGCGCAUCGGAGAUGAUGUGCUGUGGGACAGCGCGAAAUUGCCAUGGAGGCGGUCUUCACUUUGGCUUGUCAUUCGCGUUGCCUUACAGACGACUCUGGAGCGCGGUGCUCUUGGACGAACGACGUAUAAAUCGUUCAUGCUGUUCUUCAUGGCGAGGCUUACGUCCAUUGCCCUCGACCAUGACUUUUCGAAUGACAUCUUACACUUCAUGUCGGCAAAGAUCGCACGCCGUCUUUUCAAGCUAAGAUCCUCUGCAUCUGCGGAGUUGUCGCAGAUGGUCAGUAAGGUCACCGGUGAUGUAAGGAGUGUCUUGGAGGAAAGAUGGGGAUCUGUUCAGAACGCGCAACGGGCCUCGCCUCAUUGGGCUCCCGAUACACUUCGAGUCUUGCAAGAUACCCAUCUUUCCUUGAACACGAGCAGAGAGUACAUAUGCCAAGCUUUGAAGAACCAGCAUUCGUCCUCUCAAACAACCUCAUUCAAUCCCAGCCACCACACGCGCGGGACAAUCGAUAAUUUCCUUGACGCCAAAGCUAGCUUCCUGGUGGCUGCUCAUUCCGCAGAACCAUCUCUUGCCCUUGUAGAUUUCGAGACCGCGAUUAGUUCAGGGAUCGACGACUGGGUGGCGCGCGUUCCAUUCCAGAGUACCGAUUCCGCAUGCAUCUCGAUCGAGGCGUGCGCCUCUGCGUAUUCCUCGAGAGCGCUUACGGCUUAUAAAGGAAACCCGGAGAAUUUAUCUAUUAUGCUUCUCACCCUUUUUGAGCUCUGGGUAGCCAUGGAUAAGAUCGUUGUUGGACAAAUUCCACUCCUGGCAGAAUACUCCCCCGAAAUCCCAUUGAAACUUUGGGAGUGUCUUUUAAUCCGCAAAGCUUCUGGCCUCGAUCGUUUGAAGAAAUUGCACGCCUACCUGAAAGCUCGUCAUUGCCAGGCUUCUAGCCGUCUGUCGGCUUUCUCGUUCAUCAACGAUGACAAGUCGUUCGCGGCGCGAUAUUUUUCCCAGUCACCAGAGUUGCAGAGCUUAAAGGUUCGCAUCGAGGCGGAUGGUCAGAAACAGCGGGAGAAGAAGUUGAUCGAGCUUCAAACCAUCAACGGGAGGUACACUGAUAAGGAGAAGCGCGCGGAAGACUUAUCACACACAUACCGCGUCUCCCCACGCGGCAAGCAAGUGCAUGAGCCCCCCCGGAACUGUGCAAAGUGUCGCCUGGAAAAGGAAAUGCGGGCGAUGAAUAUUACGGUUCACGAGUGGCCACUACCAGCCGGUGAAAAGGAGGCGAUCGCGGUGGUAUUUGAACUAGGGUGCCCCAUCGCGCUGGACAUGUGGAGAUCUACGACAUUCUAUGUCCUCGUUGAUAUCUGUACUCCACAGGAAGAAAUCUCACACACUAGCGCCUUCAUAACACUCCCAGAUUAUCAUGCGUUGCAGCGUUAUCGCCAGUGCCAUCCAAGGCAGAGGCUGACCUUGGCAUCGAAUGCCAAACCAUUCACCAAAUGUCAUUACAAGACCGUUCGCAUUCCCACGGAGGAUGUUGACAGCGUCUGUCGCUGUGAUUCUAGCAAGCCAUGCACUUUCCUCCUUCCCAAGGGACCAUAUGAUGGUUUGCAGCGGUAUCUUGCAGGGACAUCCCACCCGUCAAACGAGGUCAUAGCCAAUCAGGCAGAUUGUCACGAGGAUAUGACUAUACACGAAUUCAUCGCGUUCGGAGCCCUGCGGAGUGGACCACGUUUGCAAUGGAUGAACGUGCUACGUGAACUCCGUGCAAGGACGCUCAAUUUUCGACGUGAGGAGGUCCAUCUACUGUUGGCGCAAGCUGUUUCACAGGUCGGUCCAUUUUCGUCCGACGACGGCCUUAUUUGGCAUGAGGAGUUGAACAGCGUUCCCUUCCUUGGUGCACUACUCGGAGAGCUGGAGGAUUUGAUGGCGAGUGUCGAAGGGAAUUGGUUGGAAGCCGUCACGAUCGACACUAUCAUCAUGCUUGUGUACCACGUCUUGUCCUCGACUCAGGAAGAGAGUCUAGCAACGAGGGAGACGGAUUUACAAGGGCGCGUUCGGGAAUUGGCAGUCACCUGUCGUAGCACUUUCGAUAUCGACGGAGACGCUUCACUACUCCUGACGUCGAACGACGACAUCAAGAUAUUUGCAUACUGUGCGGUCAUGAUUUAUGACAACACUCCGAGCAAUCUUCCACAGCAUUCCAAGCUGUUGCUAGAGCGAGACAAGAGAUGUUGUCACGCGUUAGAACCAGCUAUUCGUCGAUAUGCAGAGCUUCACAGGGAGGGUCUUGAUUGCACGAUGACCAAGAUUUGGGGCAGCUACAGACCAGGAACUCCUUGGAAGGCAAUGACGGCUCCAAAUUCUCGUUGGCUUGUGACUCAGACUGCGCCAUCGCGUUCCCAAUCACCACAGGACGUGCACUUCAACUUGAUUAGUGGAUGCUUGCUUGUUGACGGGAAGCAGCUGGGCAGGCUCCCUUCGAUUAUAGUGCAACAUCCCACUUACCAAUCGAUUUUCGGCGAUCAAGUUCUGGACAUUGUUCCAGCUGAUAUUCCUGGAAUGGAAUAUGCGACACGCGGGAACCUCUGCGACCAUCAGAUAUCUUUCUCUCUCCGUGACUCGAACGACCUCAUCAUCCGUGCGAAGCAUAUCAAACACGACUCACCUAUCCUCCAGCUCAUUCCGAGCCACAAAUUCGUGGAUGACCUACCGACCACCUUGGUUGUGGGUCAUACUCAUUGGCUUAACCUGCGCACGAGCGAAAUUGAGAUUCGGGCAGCAGAGAAUGUGUGGAAAUCUUCGCCUGAUAAUUGGGUCUUGCGAUUUGCUGUUUCAGGUUCCUCGACGGUGCAGAAUUCUAGCGGUGCAACCCUCCUUGACAUACGCAGCCAAACAUGGGACAUGAUAUCCAAGAGGCUGCGUCCUCUGGAGGAUGCACGAUUCAUCAUGGUCACAUAUAAUAAAGCAUCCGGCAGCACUCCCUCAUUGAAGGUUGAUCUGCCUCGAUAUUGCCUCGAGUUCUUCGUCGAUGAGGAUGGGGAAUUGCAGUCCCGUAACAUGCGCAACAUGGUCGUUGAUGCCAGUCAGUCUACUGGCACCAUGAUGGGAUUAGUCAAUCAACUCAUCUUGCGCCCGAAGUUGCAAGUUGCGGAUGAGCAUCCGCGCACCGUCAUCAUCCCAGACGGUCGUGUCUUAUACUCUGCGAAUGGUCAUCAUGUCCGCGUCACUAUCGCUCCUGAAGGUACUCGGGUGACAUACCAGUUGUACAGGGUUGAUACAGAUCUACGCUGUCUCACUGGGAACGUGGGUCUGACAAGCAAGCUCUAUCAGGCGCUCCUUCACGCUGUCACGAGCGGCUGUCUCCCUGAUCCGCUUACGGGUCGAACGGGGACAGAGGAGGCGUUGCAUCUCUUACAUUCCGCAGCUUGCCGAUCGUUUAUGAGGCUUCGCUCUCGUGACACAGAUCUUUUGCGCGAGAUCAGUUCGCUGUCAACCAGGCGCGUCUGGUAUCCCACUCAUCUCCAGAAGAUGCAGACAAUUUCGUGGUCAUGCCUUACGUCCCUUGCGCAACACCAUGAAGGGUCUGCAAACCUUCCGCUCGCCUAUGAGCUUCCGCAAUUCACCAACCACCUUCUUGAGCGCGCGUCAGUUCGUGCCUCGGCGAUCUAUCCUGAUCAGUUCUCUCUUCCACUUCCGCUCGGUGACACAGACGUUAUCCAUACUUUACGUGAUAUUCCCGACAAAGUCGCGGAAGAGAGGGCAUUUCGAACCGCCUUCAUGUUUGUUGACCAAUUCGAGGGUGGCGAAGAUGUCCAGGGCAUUGGCGAACCGCUCAGUUUACAAUACUCCAAAGACUGGCUUCAACCGACUUUUCCCGACGUCUUCCUUUCUGCGUACGACCGCUGUCGGAGUGCUACGAAGAAAGACAGAUUCCAGUUGAUGUUCACUCUGUCUUCGGUAUCAUACAGCUUGUUGGACGACCACGCCCUCGUCCCGACACUCUUAGCCUUCGCCACAAUUCCCGAAUUUCGCAGCCUGGAUUGCCCCCCAGACUUCACCUCUUAUGAUCUCUCGGAUGGUUUCAUGCCGUCCGAUGAGAGAUUGAAUAAUAUCAUCAAUUCGUGUACCAGAGAUUAUGAAACCAGCGAGGAGAGACAGCUAGCUGCAAGUCCCGAGGAAGAUGAAGAGGUUUUGUGGAAGCGUCGUUAUGCAGCUUUCAAAGAAAAGUGUCGCUCUCAAAAGCAAGUCAUUCUCAGCAAAGUUCGGGAUGCUUGGCCACGCGAAGAUCCUCCAUCACUUCAUACUCUCCAAGUGGACUGCUAUAAUCUCAGUGAACUGUCAGGGAAACUUUCCCCAGUAUUUCGCAGCUGUUGGCGAAACCGUUGUUUGAAGCAACACCUGGAUGUCAUACAGCGGACUCUCAAAAAAUUCUACUCUCCCAAUUCUCCGUCAGAAGGACCCUCACAAUACAAUCUCAAUUCCCAUCCUGAACUCUCAGAUGUUGCUUCGCCAUCCUCAUCCAUUGAUGCCAAGUACCUUUUCGAUCGAGAUGCGUCUGUUAUAUGCGUGCAUUGGUCUUCCCAAGUUCUUUACAAUUUGAGUCGAAGAGAUUUCAUAUCUCCAGACUCCGGAGUCACAGCGAGGUUGCAACAAUUGAUCAACAACUUUCGCGCCCGAGGAAGCGACAAAUUUCGCCGCAAAUAUGCCGAUGAUCUGGAUCAGAGCAGGUCAAUUUACUACGACGAAAAGAUGGUUGCCCUACCAGAUUCUACGCCAUACACGAUGGAAUUACUGCUUGAAUACCAUUCUCUCCAAAGCCGGCAAUUCCAAGAUUCACUCGCAUCUAUCUCACACGCCCUCUCUCCUGCCUCUGCUGCUGAAAGCACGUUAUACAAUGCUGGAUUAUGGCCCCGAGUUACACCAAAUUUCCUCUUCACUCGCAUGGCUUCUGCAGCAGGAAGUUCUUUUGGGAAGGCUUGGCGUGCUACUCUUGUCCAGCUGUCGCAGAUACUUUUGCAGCUGCAACGCUCGCGAAGGCUAUUGGUCUUUGCUGCUAACAAAAACUGGGUCGAGUUCUUCAAGGAGUUGGAGAGCGAAGAUUGUGAGGGAUUUGAUCCGGAGCUAUACCCUGACUGGCUUCUAAUACAGAUUGAAAGUCAGUUCUUGGCACGGCCAGUCCAGGUCAAGGUUGCGCUGGAGAUGAUGUCGCCAUGCACAGGAGGAAAUACUUCUCUGCAGCUGAACAUGGGCGAAGGCAAAUCCUACGUGAUCGUUCCUCUCGCAGCAGCCGCACUUUCUGAUGGCCACAGACUGGUGCGAGUAAUCGUGCUGAAGUCGUUGUCUGCUCAGAUGUUCCAGCUCCUGGUUGAACGACUAAGCGGCCUUGCACAGAGGCGCAUUUUCUAUAUUCCAUUCUCUCGCGCACUCUCUAUCGACUCAUCGAAGGUGCAAAUGUAUCGUGACCUGAUGCAAGAAUGCAUGGAUGCCAAGGGCAUUUUGGUCGUGCAACCGGACCAUAUUCUGUCGUUCCAGUUAAUGGCUAUUGACCGUCACCUGUCCCCUCAUACUGAAGCUGCCGAAGACAUGCUGCGGACUCAGCUAUGGCUCGACAAUCACACACGCGACAUCCUGGAUGAAAGUGACGAAAUUCUACACGUCCGGUACCAGCUGGUGUACACUGUGGGCCUCCAGAGGUCGCUUCAAGGCCAUCCUGAAAGGUGGACGACGACACAACAAGUGUUGAGUCUGGUCGCAAAACACGCUGCUCGGCUCAUGAGCCAAUUUCGCUCGCGUUCAGAAGUGUCCACUCGUGAGCAUGGAGGGUUCCCCUUCGUUCGCGUUCUGCACCCGACAGCAGGCGAAGCAUUGGUCCAAUGGAUCGCAGAGGAUAUCAUCAAUGGUGCGCUUGAAAACAUCAGUUUCGAUCAAGCAUCUCUCCACGUGAAAGAAGCUGUUUGCCGCUUUAUUGCAACUGAGCAUAUAUCCAACACUUGUGUCAGUGUAGUGGAAGAUCGCUAUAGAGACACUACCGUAUGGCCCAGCCUUCUAGUCUUGCGAGGAUUGUUGGCGUAUGGUAUCUUGGUGUACGCUAUCAAAGAACGUCGCUGGCGCGUGGACUAUGGCCUUGCCCCAAAACGAACUAUGCUAGCCGUUCCAUUUCGCGCUAAAGACAUGCCCUCGCAGCGGGCAGAGUUUGGCCAUCCGGACGUUGCUAUCAUCCUCACGUGCCUCUCUUACUAUUAUGGGGGCCUCACGCUCCACCAGCUGAUGUUGUGCUUCGAGCUCCUGCUGAAGCAGGAUAAUCCUGCCCUCGAGUAUGAAUCCUGGGUGCUUGGACUUCAGUCCGUCCCAGAAAGUCUGCGCCACCUUAGCGGAAUCAAUACGGAAUCCGCAGAGCAGCUCCGUGACCUUCAGCAACUGUUUGCAUGCAACAAGGCAGUCAUAGAUUUCUACCUGUCCCGAGUAGUUUUCCCGAAGGAAGCGAAGGGAUUCCCCAGAAAGCUCACCUGCUCCGGGUGGGAUCUCGCUCAAGAGAAGAGACAUCUCACAACUGGUUUUUCUGGUACCAACGACAAUCGUUAUUUGUUACCGAGCUCGAUUGUCCAGCAUGACCUUGAUUACCAACGCAGCACGAAUGCCCGAGUCCUUGCGUUCCUUCUGCGCCCGGAGAACAACUGCUACACAUGCAUACCCCCCAGCCAAAAGGUGUCACAUUUCAUCGAUGCCCUUAUCGCCCAAACCCCCGAGGUCCGCGUGCUCCUGGAUGUGGGUGCACAGAUGCUGGAAUUGAAGAAUCAGGAAUUGGCCGAGACAUGGCUUCGAGCCAAGCGCGACGCCCAAGCUGCAGUCUUUGUGAAUGACGAUGAUGAGAUUGUCGUUGUCAGUCGGGAUGGGACGGUGGAGCCCCUUGUGUCGUCCCCCUUUGCCCAGCAGCUUGACCAGUGUGUGAUAUACCUGGAUGACGCGCAUACCAGAGGAACAGAUGUCAAACUUCCUUCCGGCUUCCGAGCUGCUGUCACGCUUGGUCCGAAAGUCACGAAAGACCGCCUGACGCAAGGAUGCAUGCGAAUGCGGAAGCUGGGCAAUGGACACUCAGUCAUCAAUGUCGACGUGGCAGAUAUCCUGCACUGGGCGAUGCUUGAAACCUGUCUUGACAUUCAGAUGCGUGCAUUCCACUGGGUUCAACAGGGAUCGGAUUUCAACACACGGCAUUCCGCAUGGACUCAAUUCUCGCGCGCCCCUACCACUUCGAUUUCCACCCUGGAAACAGCGUGGUUGCAGCCAGAGGAGCGUUCAUUAGAGGAUAUGUACGCACCACGCCGUCCUUCACAGGUAUCGCACGUUUGCGAUGCAGACAUUCGAAGCAAAUGUGAGGAACUCGGAGUUCAAAUGGGACCUGAAAGGAGCAUGGAUGAGGAACAAGAAAGGGAGGUAGUCCACGAGAUAGAGAAGGAACGUCAAGUUCACAGACCGCCCAAAGUAAGACCUGCGACUCAAGACCUGCAUGCGGACGUUCGUCGAUUUGUCCAGACCGGCCGAAUUCCUACAGGGUCCCCCGCAUUCAUUCCAGCGCUAUCCAGCCUCGUCGACACUACUGCUGAAUUUCAUGAAGGCGAUCAGUGGGCACACAAUAUUUUAGUCACCCGUGAUUUCGCCCAUACGGUGGAGACUUCCCUUAUCAUGGAGAAAGCAGAUGAAUACUUGCGACCUGUCAAUUGGAUGGUAUCCAGUGACGUUGGAGUGCUGGUAGUCAUGAGCCCGAACGAAGUGGAUAGACUGCUGCCCGAUAUCCGGAACAGCAAUGUAGUUCACUUGUGCGUCUAUACUCCUCGCACCACAAACACGAUGAAGGCAUGCGAUGAUCUUCAGCUCUACCGUGUUCCUUCGACACCCCAUCUGACACCACCGGAGCCGCUGAUUUGCCAGCUCAACCUUUUUGCGGGCCAACUCUAUUUCUCCAGUUACGAGAUGUAUCUCCACACUUGCAACUUCUUAGGACUCAACGCGCCGGAUUUGGGGGACGAGGACUUGAUAGUCGACAGUGAUGGAUUCAUCAGGGAGAAUCGCCCUUGGGCGAGAGCAUCGUGCUCGUUCAAACGAUCCCAGCUUCCUCCGCUCAAGGAGUUAUUCGGAAUGAGAAGGAAAGGCAUGGGGUAUCUGCCAACCCACCUUGGAAAGAUGUUCAAUGGCCGCAUUCUGACUGAAAGAGAUUUCCUCGACUGAGCUCCGUGUCUGUUUAACGU
Suillus subalutaceus is the source of this 8912-nucleotide messenger RNA. RefSeq lists its product as uncharacterized. Bases 1 to 8892 code for a protein of 2963 amino acids. The record is from RefSeq and is a predicted model, not a curated record. NCBI's taxonomy places the organism in Eukaryota, Fungi, Basidiomycota, Agaricomycetes, Boletales, Suillaceae. The transcript is spliced from 11 exons.